CGCCGAGGCGCUGGAGAAGGAAGAGGCGGGGAAGAGGAGGCGGUCGCGGCUGGGCAGACGCUCGGCGGGGCUGCGCGCUCCGCUCUCGGCCUCGCGCCCGCCGGGAACCCGCGCCCGGGCCGCCGUGCCCGCCCGCUGCACAGACGACGCACAAAGUUGCCAAGAGCGCGGGGGCCGCGCGGGGAGCAGCGGCGCUCGGGCGCCGAUGGGGGCGGGCGGCCGGAGCUGCGCGGCCCGCGGGGAUGCAGCAGCAGUCGGGAGGCGCGGCCGACAGUAGACGGAGGCGCGGCGCGGCCACGGCGGCCGAGGCCAGCGGGCUUGGUGGCGCCCAGACCUGAGCCGGGCUCGGCAAGCUCAGCGCGCGGCCCUCCCUCCCGACCGCCCGGCGCGCGAGACCCGGGACGCGUCAGAGCGAGCGCGGCCGGAGCGCGGAGAGCUAGGGCCCCGCCGGAGAGGCCCCGCCCGCCGUAGCUUGCACCUCCCUAAAAAUAACUCGGCCCGCCGGGGCCAGCGCGAACGGCGACGGUUCCCCAGCGCAGCCGGCCAGUCGCCGAGUCCCGGUGCACGGACAGCGGGCCUCGAGGAGGAGAGCAGCUCCGGGCUGCACGGACCCUCGUGCUGUCUGCGCCCCGGCCCCGCGCCUGGGCUGGUUUACCUCGGGCAGUGGCGCUGGGCCAGGAGGCCGGCGAGUGUGUGGAGCGGUCCCGGUGCGCCCCGCAGGGGGAGAUGGCGUCCUACGUGGAUAAUAGCUUCCGCCAAGCGGUGAUGAAGAACCCCGCCGAGAGGACCCCCCAGGACCUGGAAAUAGUGUAUUCCUAUUUACAUGGGAUGGAAGCCUUGUCCAACCUGAGGGAGCACCAGCUAAGGUUAAUGUGUGAAACUGUGAGAUAUGAAAGACAUGAAGCAAACGAAGUUUUAUACUAUCCUGAUGAUAUCGGCACCUGCUGGUAUAUACUACUUUCUGGUUCCGUGUUCAUUAAGGAAUCCAUGUUUCUUCCAAGGAGCAGUUUUGGCAAGCGUUCUGCAGGAAGCUUUAGGCGUGGCUGUGAAUGCAUUGUGUUAGAGCCUUCUGAAAUGAUUGUGGUGGACUAUAUGGAUGAAAAUGAAGAAUAUUUCCAGCGUCAAGCCUCCCACAGACAGUCUCGAAGAAGAUUUAGGAAAAUCAACCAGAAAGGCGAAAGACAAACAAUUAUUGAUACAGUGGACCCUUACCCCGUGGGCAAGCCCCCUUUACCCAGAGGCUACCAUACGGAAUGCACUAAAUCCCAGCUGCCUGCAGAUUUCACAAAACUACACCUCACUGACAGCCUCCACCCACAGGUGACCCACGUCUCCUCCAGCCAUUCAGGAUGUAGCAUCACCAGUGACUCUGGAAGCAGCAGUCUUUCUGAUAUCUACCAGGCCACGGAGAGUGAGGCUGGUGACAUGGACCUGAGUGGACUGCCGGAGACGGCAGUUGAUUCUGAGGAUGACGACGAUGAGGAAGACAUCGAGAGAGCAUCAGAUCCUCUGAUGAGCAGAGACAUCGUGAGGGACUGUCUGGAGAAGGACCCGAUAGACAGGACCGAUGAUGAUAUCGAACAACUCCUGGAAUUUAUGCACCAGCUGCCUGCCUUCGCCAACAUGACGAUGUCAGUGAGACGGGAGCUCUGUGCCGUGAUGGUCUUCGCAGUGGUGGAAAGAGCUGGAACCAUUGUGUUAAAUGAUGGAGAGGAGCUGGAUUCCUGGUCAGUGAUUCUCAACGGUUCCGUAGAAGUGACAUAUCCAGAUGGGAAAGCAGAGAUACUGUGCAUGGGAAACAGUUUUGGGGUGUCACCGACCAUGGACAAAGAAUACAUGAAGGGAGUGAUGAGGACGAAGGUGGAUGACUGCCAGUUUGUCUGUAUUGCCCAGCAAGAUUACUGCCAUAUUUUGUACCUAGAAAACAACAUGCAGAAAGUUGAGGAAGACGGGGAGAUUGUGAUGGUGAAGGAGCAGAGAGAACUGGAUGGGACCGGAACAAGGAAGGGGCACAUUGUCCUCAAGGGGACCUCAGAGAGGCUGAUCAUGCAUCUGGUGGACGAACAUUCUGUAGUGGAUCCAACGUUCAUAGAAGACUUCCUGUUGACAUACCGGACUUUCAUUUCUAGCCCGCUGGAAGUGGCAAAGAAGUUAUUGGAGUACUUUAAUGACCCUAGCCUCAGGAUUAAGGUGACACGGGUAGUCUUGCUGUGGGUGAAUAAUCACUUCAGUGACUUUGAAGGAGAUCCUGCAAUGACGCGAUUCCUAGAAGAAUUUGAAAAUAACCUGGAAAGAGAGAAAAUGAUUGGACAUCUAAGGCUGUUAUACAUCACCUGUGCGGCUAAAGCCAAGUGCAGGUUGAUGACACUCACAAAGCCGUCUCAUGAAGCCCCUCUGUCCUUCAACUUACUGGGAGGCUCUGAGAAGGGCUUUGGCAUCUUUGUGGACAGUGUUGAAUUGGGUAGCAAAGCCACCGAAGCUGGCUUGAAGCGUGGGGAUCAGAUAUUAGAAGUAAAUGGUCAAAACUUUGAAACUAUCCAGCUUUCAAAGGCAAUGGAAAUUCUUAGGAAUAACACACACCUGUCCAUCACUGUGAAAAACGACUUACUUGUAUUUAAAGAGCUUCUGACAAGAUUGUCUGAAGAGAAAAGAAAUGGUGCCCCUAAUCUUCCUAAAAUCGGAGACAUCACGACAUCUAGUUGCUACUCCAUACCUGAUCUUGCCAUAGAUGUGGAACAGGUGAUCGGUCUUGAGAAGGUCAACAAGAAGAGUAAAGCCAACACCGUGGGUGGGAGAAACAAGCUAAAGAAAAGUUUUAACAAGCCUGGGAUCAGCACCUUACCUCAGAAACCAUACAAUGAUAUUGGGAUUGGUCAGUGUCAAGAUGAUAGCAUCGUGGGCCUGAGGCAGAACAAAGACAUCCCUGCUGCCCUAUCCGUAAGCGGAACACUGUCUUCAAGUAACAGUGACUUGCUGCAGUCACUCCACCAGACUCUGGACAUCAGCACGACUCCAGACUUGCCAGAUCAGGUGCUCAGAGUCUUCAAGGCUGACCAGCAAAGCCGGUACAUCAUGAUCAGUAAGCACACCACAGCCAAGGAAGUGGUCAUCCAGGCCAUCAGAGAGUUCGCCAUCACCGCCACACCAGACCAGUAUUCUCUGUGCGAGGUCUCUGUCAUGCCAGAGGGAGUCAUCAAACAACGGCAACUCCCAGAUCAGCUUUCUAAGCUUGCUGACAGAAUACAGCUGAGCGGAAGGUACUAUCUGAAAAACAACAUGGAAACGAAAAUGCUCUGCUCAGAUGAGGAUGCCCAAAAGCUGUUGCAUGACAGCCAAAUCUCUCUUCUUCACCUCAGCACUGUGGAGGUUGCCACGCAGCUCUCCAUGAGGAACUUUGAACUCUUCCGUAGCAUCGAGCCUACUGAAUACAUAGAUGAUUUGUUUAAACUCAAAUCCAAAACCAGCUGUGCCAACCUGAAGACAUUUGAGGAAGUCAUUAACCAGGAAACAUUUUGGGUGGCUACGGAAAUCCUGCGAGAGACAAACCAGCUGAAGAGAAUGAAGAUCAUUAAGCAUUUUAUUAAGAUCGCACUGCACUGUAGGGAGUGCAAGAAUUUUAACUCCAUGUUUGCCAUCAUCGGUGGCCUAAACCUGGCACCAGUGGCAAGACUCCGAACUACCUGGGAAAAUCUUCCCAAUAAAUAUGAAAGGCUAUUCCAGGACCUACAGGACUUAUUUGAUCCUUCCAGAAACAUGGCAAAAUACCGCAACGUCCUGAGCAGCCAGAACUUACAAACUCCUGUCAUCCCCCUAUUCCCCAUCAUCAAGAAGGAUCUGACAUUCCUCCAUGAGGGAAAUGACUCAAAGGUAGACGGACUGGUCAACUUUGAGAAACUGAGGAUGAUUGCAAAAGAAAUCCAUCAUGUUGGCCAAAUGGCCUCAGUAAACAUGGACCCUGCCCUGAUGUUCAGGACUCGGUAAAAGAAGUGGUGGUGUCUGGGGUCGCUGAGUCAGGGCAGUACCAAUGCCACUGUGCUGGAUGUCGCUCAGAAUGGCAGGCACAAAAAGCAGGUACGCCAUAGCUCCUUCCUCAAUGCCAAAAAGCUGUAUGAAGAUGCCCAAAUGGCUCGGAAGGUGAAGCAGUACCUGUCCAACCUCGAGGUGGAGAUGGAUGAGGAGAGUCUCCGGACAGUGUCGCUGCAGUACGAGCCAGCAACCAGCACCUUGCCCAGGAACCCUGGAGACAAAAAGCCUGUCAAGUCCAAGACCUCCCCUGUGGCUCCCCGUGCAGGGCCACAGCAGAAAGUGCAGUCUCAGCAGCUGCUGCCACAGCCACCACAUAAAGUCAGCCAAGGACUGCAGGUGCCUGCAGUGUCCCUCGACCCUUCACGAAAGAAGGUGCAGGUGAAGGAUCUGCCACCUUUUGGCAUAAACUCCCCACAAGCUUUAAAGAAAAUCCUGUCCUUGUCUGAAGAAGGGAGUUUGGAGCGUCAUAGGAAGCAAGCAGAAGACACAAUAUCAAAUGCAUCUUCGCAGCUGUCCUCACCCCCCACCUCGCCUCAGAGCUCUCCAAGGAAAGGUUAUUUGUUGGAUCCCAGUGGCAAUGUGGAUAAUUUUUCAGGUUCUGGUCACAGUGAAAUUUCUUCACGAUCCAGUAUUGUUAGCAGUUCUUCCUUUGACUUGGUGCCAGUCCCUCUGCAUGACAAAUGGCGCCAGAUGCACUCCAUCAGCAUUGUGGAGACCAACCUAGGUGUGGGCAGGAUGGAGCUGCAGACCCUGAUUGAGCCUGAUCAAUACAGUUUAGGGUCAUAUGCCCCAGUGUCUGAAAGCAGAGGCCUGUAUGCCUCAGCAACUGUCAUCUCUUCUCCUAGCACAGAGGAUCUUUCCCAUGAGCAACGGGACCGUGCUUCCCUCGAUGCUGCUGACAGUGGUCAUGGGAGCUGGACUUCAUGUUCAAGCAGUUCCCAUGAUAACAUCCAGACCAUCCAGCACCAGAGAAGCUGGGAAACAUUGCCCUUUUGGCACACUCACUUUGAUUAUUCAGGGGAUGCUGCAGGUAUAUGGGACUCCGGUAGCCAUAUGGACCAAAUCAAGUUUUCUAAUCAUAGCACACAGUAUCAUAGACAAAAUCAAAUCAGAGAGAGUCUUGAACAAGCCCAGUCCCGGGCGAGCUGCACAACUUCCACGGGCUACUGGGGAGAAGACUCAGAAGGUGACAUGGGCACUAUCAAGUGGAGGGGUGGCAAGGAUGUCUCCAUUGAAGCAGAAAGCAGAAGCCUGGUGCCUGUCACCACCAAGGAAGCCAAACCCGUCCCUAUGCCUGCCCACAUAGCUGUGAUGUUAAGUACUACAAGGGGGCUCAUUGCACGGAAGGAGGGCAGGUACCGGGAGCCACCGCCCACACCUCCAGGCUACGUGGGCAUCCCCAUCACAGAUUUCCCUGAAGGGCCUUGCCACCCGGCCCGGAAGCCGCCGGACUACAACGUGGCCCUGCAGCGGUCCCGCAUGGUGGCGCGGCCCACCGAGGCCCUGUCUCCAGGGCAGACGCCUCCUGCAGCCAGCAGGCCGGGAAGCAAGCCUCAGUGGCACAAGCCCAGCGAUGCAGACCCACGCCUCGCACCCUUCCAGCCGCAGGGCUUCGCCGGGGCCGAGGAGGACGGUAGGCGCUGGGGAGACCCGCUGGCAGCCCCAGGUCCCACUUGCUUGGGAGGGUCAGGACACUGGCUCCAAGCUCUUUAACUGCUUGCUGUGGAGGGUUUUUUCCCUCUUUAGCAGGAGGAAGAACUUUUCUUUAAAUGGUUUAAGAAGUGCCAGCCAUCACUGAAGGGUAGCUUGUAAGAAAGUGUGCACGUGACUACAGUGUUCGUCUUUUAAUGUGCUAGGCAAGUUCUACCUAAGACACAGCCUAGCCUGGAUUUCCAAGACAAUGCUUAGUAAAACUGAAGUUCUUUUGUGGCCCUAUUUUAACGAUAAGGAUAAAAACCUCUGGUUGUUGCUCGUGUUAGGAAUUCAGAGAAACAUCUUGGCCUAUUGAGAUGGGGCUGGUUAAGGUUUUCAGUGGAAGCACUGCAGUUGCACACUUAAGGGUGGAAAGCGGCUGGGAGUGAAGGGCUAGCAAAAGCUAUGCACGCUGUAGGACUCUGCCUUUCUGUGGAUGUUCCUACCAACACUGGGUUGAGAACAAGGAGGAGACCUACCCUUUGCUUUCUAAGUAGUCAGUGUAGUGUGUUUUAUUACACAACCACUCUAGCAAGGUCCAAAACAUAGUAAGCAGGAAUUAUAAUCUUUCAAUUCUA
Onychomys torridus (southern grasshopper mouse) is the source of this 6296-nucleotide messenger RNA. RefSeq names its product Rap guanine nucleotide exchange factor 2 (gene Rapgef2). Lineage: Eukaryota; Metazoa; Chordata; Mammalia; Rodentia; Cricetidae. Gene Ontology annotation, molecular function: guanyl-nucleotide exchange factor activity; protein binding. Gene Ontology annotation, biological process: small GTPase-mediated signal transduction; positive regulation of ERK1 and ERK2 cascade. The record is from RefSeq and is a predicted model, not a curated record.